AUGGCGCAAUCAAGCAAGGACGCGGAUCUACAACGUGAUACUGUCGAAAUCGACGAUAAACAGCACAUGACCACCGACUUUGGGAUCAAGAUCUCCGACCCGGAUCACUGGCUGCGCGUCGUCGACGACAAGAACAAUGGCCCGUCGCUGCUGGAGGACCCGAUUGCCCGGGAGAAGAUCAUGCGGUUCGACCACGAGCGCAUCCCCGAGCGAGUCGUGCAUGCGCGCGGCGUCGGCGCCUUCGGCACCUUCCGACUGCACAGGGGGAUCAGCCACCUGACGACGGCGGGGGUGCUGACGGACACCUCGCGCGAGACGCCGCUGUUCGUGCGGUUCUCAACCGUGCAGGGCAGCAAGGGGAGUGCGGACACGGUGCGCGACGUGCGCGGCUUUGCGGUGAAGAUGUACACGGACGAGGGCAACUGGGAUAUCGUGGGGAAUAACAUCCCUGUGUUCUUUAUCCAGGAUGCGAUGAAGUUUCCCGAUGUGAUCCAUGCGGUCAAGCCGGAGCCGCAUAAUGAGAUCCCCCAGGGCCAGAGUGCGCAUAAUAACUUCUGGGACUUUAUGUAUAUGCACUCCGAGACCACGCAUAUGCAGCAAUGGGUCAUGUCUGAUCGGGCUAUCCCUCGUUCGCUCCGUAUGAUGCAAGGCUUCGGCGUCAAUACUUACUCCCUGAUUAACGCUGAGGGCAAGCGGCAUUUCGUCAAGUUCUACUUCCUCCCGGAACUUGGGGUGCACUCGCUCGUCUGGGAUGAAGCCCUCAAGAUCUGUGGUCAAGAUCCGGAUUUCCACCGCAAGGACUUGAUGGAUGCCAUUGACGCGGGCCAUUUCCCUAAGUGGAAAUUCGGCAUCCAGGCUAUUCCCGAGGAGAAGCAACAUGAUUUUGAGUUUGAUAUCCUGGAUGCCACCAAGAUCUGGCCCGAGGAGCUGGUUCCGAUCGAGUAUAUUGGCGAGAUGGAGCUCAACCGCAACAUCGAUGAGUUCUUCACCCAGACUGAGCAGGUCGCCUUCUGUACCAGCCACAUCGUGCCUGGUGUUGACUUCUCGGACGACCCUCUACUGCAAGGCCGGAACUUUUCCUACUUUGACACACAGAUCUCUCGACUCGGCCCCAACUGGGAAGAAUUGCCCAUCAACCGUCCCGUAUGCCCCUACGCGAGUUUGGUUAACCGCGACGGAGCUAUGAGACACCGCAUCACCAAGGGCAAGGUUAAUUACUGGCCUAACCGCUACGGGGCCAACCCCCCUGCCUCGGCAGCCCAGGGCGGAUUCACAAGCUACCCCGAGAAGCAGCAGGGCACGAAAGGACGCCAUUUCUCAGCCAAGUUCAAGGAGCACUACAACCAAGCCCAGCUCUUCUACAACUCCCUCUCCCCCAUUGAGAAGAUGCAUGUCGCCAAGGCCUUCUCCUUCGAGCUCGACCACUGUGACGAGGAGAUCGUUUACAAGCGACUCGCAGAGCGUCUCGCCGUCGUCGACCUGGAGCUCGCCCAAACAGUAGCCAAGAACGUCGGCGGCGAUACCCCCGAAAAGGCACCCAAGGAGAACAAGGGCCAGAAGACCAAGGGCCUGAGUCAGCUCGAGUACCUGUCUGACAGCGCCGUCAUCACCACCCGGCGUAUCGCCAUCCUCAUCGCCGACGGCUUCGACUACGCCUCGUAUAAGGCGAUGAAGGAGACCCUGCAGAAACAGAAGGCUUUCGUCUUCACCAUCGGCCCUCAACGCCAGGGCGUGACAGCCGAGACAGGCGAAAAGGUCAUUCCCGAGCAUCACUUCGCCGGUAUGCGGUCGACGCUCUUCGACGCGGUGUUCAUCCCCGGCGGUCAGAAGCACAUUGCGGCCCUGAGCAAGAACGGCGUCGCCAAGUACUGGAUCACCGAGUCCUUUGCGCAUCUCAAAGCCAUCGCGGGUCUCAAUGAAGCCGUGGAAUUUAUUCGGAAGCAAAUCAACCUUGACAGCGUCAAGUAUGCCGCGAGCUCUGGCGGUGUCGUGCAGAGCUACGGUGUGAUCACUACCAAUGGUCCGGCGAAUGAGCAUCUGAAGGUCUCUGCUAAUGCCAGCAAGGAUAGCAAAGGCUUUGCGGAGCAAUUUAUCUGGCACAUCUCAAGACACAGGAAUUGGCAAAGAGAGCUGGACGGCCUGGUCGAUGAGGUUGCUGCUUAA
Aspergillus clavatus NRRL 1 is the source of this 2163-nucleotide messenger RNA. RefSeq names its product spore-specific catalase CatA. The record is from RefSeq and is a predicted model, not a curated record. The transcript is spliced from 3 exons. NCBI's taxonomy places the organism in Eukaryota, Fungi, Ascomycota, Eurotiomycetes, Eurotiales, Aspergillaceae. Gene Ontology annotation, biological process: response to oxidative stress; hydrogen peroxide catabolic process. Gene Ontology annotation, cellular component: cytosol. The coding region runs from base 1 to 2163 and encodes 720 amino acids. Gene Ontology annotation, molecular function: catalase activity; heme binding.